GGUUCGCAGUGAUGACGUAGCCAGCACAGUUUUCUCUAAUGGCUCUUACAACGAAAGCCCAGGCCAGGGGAGGAAGAAAAUCCUCCGGACACGGUCUCAGAGGCUGGAAAUAAUCUAACCUCCGAUGUACCUGAGACAUUUUGCCAGGUUAUUUUCAGCUAUGGCUGGACCAAGGCCUGUGGUGUUUAGUGGCCCGUCCGGGGCAGGAAAAAGCACUCUGCUGAAGAAACUCAUCAAAGAACAUGACAAUGUGUUUGGCUUCAGUGUCUCCCAUACAACAAGAAACCCUCGCCCUGGAGAAGAGAACGGCAGAGAUUACCAUUAUGUUACACGGGAGACGAUGCAGGCAGCCAUAGACAACGGCGAGUUCAUCGAAAACGCAGAGUUUUCUGGAAAUCUGUACGGCACAAGCAAAGCUGCUGUCCAAGCUGUUCAGGCCAAAAACCUCAUCUGUAUACUGGACAUCGACAUGCAGGGUGUGAAGAACAUUAAGAAGACGGACCUCAACCCUAUUUACAUCUCCAUCCAGCCGCCAUCCAUGGACAUCCUAGAGAAACGACUAAGAGACAGAAAAACUGAGUCGGAGGAGAGCCUGCAGAAGCGUUUAAAUGCAGCCAGGGUGGACAUGGAGUUCAGCAAAGAACCUGGCAUGUUUGAUGUCGUUAUCGUCAAUGACAAUUUAGACGAUGCUUAUGGAAGGUUAAAACAGACUCUUCUUGAGGAAAUUAACAAGGUCAAUAAAGCAAAGACAUCAUAGAAGACAGCACAGCACGGCGCCUCAUCCAUCCACUCCCCAUGAAAGCCAAGACCACUACUACUACAUAGUACAUUCCCUCAGAUUAUGGUCUGUUAAACUCAGACGGCAUAAAUUAGUCAAUCUACAAACAUGUAUUUAGAUGGAGUUGGUCAACUAGUGUAUUUUUGUUUUAUUUUUAAUAGCCAUUUAUUUUUUAUUCUUUAUGUUUAAAGAGAAUAUACUCCAAUGAAUUUUACUUGAAAUGUGACUUGCACCUUGUGGAGAAGGAUUUUCAUCAGACAGAGUGAAUGUCUGCCCUCUUGAUCACUCACCAUGCCAGAGUAGCAGCAAACGGGGAGCGGCAGGAUGCAUUCCAUCAUGUGGACUAACUGGUCUGUGAUGUGGACUGCUUUGGUGGGCUUUUUAAAUUCUUUUCCAUCUCUGGUUGUUUACUUUCAGGGGGUACAUGCAAGUCAGCCAUGCUUAAUGAAACAUUACAUUUAUUCCAGACUUGGUAAAGCUUUUUAUAUUAUGUUUUUUUUCCUAUGUAUAUGUUAACAGAAUAUCUCAGUUUUAUUUGGAUUAUGUUGCACUCGAGUGAGUGAAGUCCAAUUUUUUCUUAAUUACUUUAUCACUGUCAUUCGUUUUCGUUUUUAUGUUAUCGGGGGUCGGGGGUGGGGUAUUUGGCUAUUUUAAAAUUGUAGUUUUAUAAAACAUUUAUAUUAUUGUGUAACUUGCUCAUAUUGUAGCUUUACAUGUAUUGUGAAAUGACAUUCAGAGGACUUAAAAAGAUCUGCAGGACAAAAUAAUGUUUAGAGUUGUAAAUGUUCCCUCAAACAAAAAGCACAGCAAAUCUAUUUUUACAUAUGUAAUUAAGGAAAUCUAUGGUGUGUUUGUAAACUGGUUUCCCAGCCACACCUUAAACGGUGAAGCUAUGAGUCGCACCUUGUAAAAUCCAUUCAUUUACCAUGAAUUAUAUAUUCCUGAUAUUGUUGUUCAUUGAAGCAAUACGUCCUCUGAAAUAGCAUGUUACAUGUUUAAAACUUCAAUUAAAAUGUUACAAAGGUCCUUA
This is a messenger RNA of Cyprinodon tularosa, 1808 nucleotides long. It is a transcript of the gene guk1a, whose product is annotated as guanylate kinase 1a. Lineage: Eukaryota; Metazoa; Chordata; Actinopteri; Cyprinodontiformes; Cyprinodontidae. Bases 125 to 757 code for a protein of 210 amino acids. Gene Ontology annotation, cellular component: cytosol. Gene Ontology annotation, biological process: purine nucleotide metabolic process. Gene Ontology annotation, molecular function: GMP kinase activity. The transcript has 7 exons. The record is from RefSeq and is a predicted model, not a curated record.